Messenger RNA from Phyllotreta striolata, 1922 nucleotides. The record is from the annotation of a GenBank genome assembly. NCBI's taxonomy places the organism in Eukaryota, Metazoa, Arthropoda, Insecta, Coleoptera, Chrysomelidae.
GUGAGCUUGUAGUUGGUGUGUGGCGAGUGUGACCGGCUGGGUUGGAAUAAAAAUUAACAAAAGUGUUAGAAAAACCGCGUUAAAAAAUAGCAUGCGAAUGUUGCGACUCAAACAAGAGAUUAUGGACGAUGACGAGAAGGGCAAGCUCUUUGUUGGAGGAUUAUCCUGGGAGACGACGCAGGAUAACCUGCAGAGGUACUUCUCCCGCUACGGGGAGGUGAUCGAUUGCGUGGUGAUGAAAAACGCGGAGUCCGGCAGAUCGAGGGGAUUCGGAUUCGUCACGUUCGCCGAUCCCGCCAACGUGAACGUGGUUUUGCAGAACGGGCCCCACACGCUCGACGGCAGAACGAUCGAUCCGAAACCGUGCAAUCCGAGAACGUUGCAGAAGCCGAAGAAGGGCGGCGGAUAUCCGAAGGUGUUUUUGGGCGGUUUGCCGUCGAACGUGACCGAAACGGACCUGAGGAGUUUCUUCACGCGGUUCGGAAAAGUCAUGGAGGUUGUUAUUAUGUACGAUCAGGAGAAGAAGAAAUCUAGAGGAUUUGGAUUCUUAUCGUUCGAAGACGAAGAGGCAGUCGAUAGAUGCGUUUCUGAGCAUUUUGUUAAUUUAAAUGGCAAACAGGUCGAAAUAAAGAAAGCGGAGCCGCGCGACGGGUCCGGCGGCAACAAGAUGGGCGGCGAUCCGGCGUCGGCCUGGGGCCCGCCGCAGGCGCCGAUGGGCAUGAUGCAGGGCCCCAACGGGCAGAUGGGCGGGCCGCCGAUGAACUUGGGCGCGCCGAUGGGGCCGAACAUGAUGCAGAGCUACCAGGGCUGGGGCACGUCGCCGCAACAGCAGAGCUACGCCGGCUACGGCACGCCCUCCGGCCCCGGUUCCUACCAAGGAUGGGGAGCGCCGCCGGCGCCGCAGGGCCCGCCGCCCCAAUGGGGCAACAACUACGGCGGGCCGCCGCAGCAGCAGGGAUACGGCUCAUAUGGUUCCAAUGCAGGUAGCGGAGCGGCGAAUUGGAGUAGCUGGAGCAUGCCGCCUCAAAACAGCGCUUCGACCGGUCCCUCAGGUUACAUAGCUGGCGAUAUGUAUUCGAGGGGCCAGUCGGGCCCGGGUGGCCCGGGCACGCCGAGCGGCCCGCCCAACAUGUCCUCGUCGGGGACGAACAGCAAACCGGGCUCCGACUACAAUUACGCCGGCUACGGCUCGUAUUCGACGGAAGCGGGCUACGGCGCUCCGCCCCGGUCGUACGGCAGCGACGCCGGCUCGCAAAUUGGAGGAUACUCGUCGCAGCCGCCAAAUCCAGGAAGUUAUUCAGCCGCAGCUGGUGAUUACGUAAACGGACCCCAACGCGGUAGCGGUUACGGAGUUGUUCAAUCCUACCAUCCAUACAGACGUUAAAUUACCAGUAAACGACCCUUUCGACCGGCGAUUAUUAUUGAUUUUUUUUUUAAUUUUUUUUAUGUACCAAACUGUCUGCGUUAAGUCUGCUCUACACAAGAUAUAUUCAGGGAUUUGUCUAUUUUGCUAUUUAGUGUUUGUUUUCGAAUCGAUGAUAAAUUGGAAGCGCGCUCGUCCGAUCGGAUGCUGCUUUUUUUUCCUUUUCUCUGUCAAUCUGGUCGGAAAUUUCGAACCGAUUUGCUUCCUUUCGGGUUUUCCCCGACGGACGAACAGCCGGGAAAUUCGAUCGCUCGAACGCGCCAACGUUUCACCCGCAUUUUUGUCACCAAAUUCAACACUAAACGUUUCAGUACACUAAACUAAAGGAUCAUAAUGUGAUAUCGAAUGAAUACCUAAUUCCGAAUAAAUAGUAUUGUAUUGUAUUAAGGACAUCAAUUUUAUAUUGUAAUUUAGUUUGUGUUUAACUAAGGAUUUGAAAAUUUUGUAUCUAUUAGCUACAUAAAUUUAGUUAUAAGAAAAAUAAAAAGAUUAAUACCGA